CCAGCAAUGCGGGCUGUGGUGCUGUCCUGUCCCGACUUAUCUCACCCGCAGCUGGCUCCUUCCAGACCGAAGACGCUCUUCGUGUUGCGUGCUGGCGUGGGUGUAGGCCAGUCUUGGACUGUUUGAAGCUUGUCGGUGGCCCCACCCGCUUGGAGUCUGUAUCCCAGAAAGGAUGUCCAGGGAGCAGCUGAGUAUCGCAGAGCUCCUGCCCUCACUGGACAGCUCCGAGCUGCAGGAGGCGGAGCAAGUGCGGGCCGCUGUCAACCAGCAUCUGAGCACAGACAAAGGGGGCGCCGUCCUCUCCUGUCUGGUGGAUUACUACCUGGACUCUUCGUCCUCUCAGGCCGUGCUCCUCCUCUCCUCCAUCCGGGAGCCACAUCAUAAGGCGCUGUUGGAGAAGCUGAACGAGUCCCUGAGCAGACCUGGAUCCAGACUGGGAGCUGUCACGCUGCUGGGUCACCUGAUCAGGAAGCAGCCUCCCUGGGUUCAUCACAUCAGCCAUUCGCCUCUGCUGUCAUCACUGCUGCGCUGCUUAAAGACUGACACUGACGUGGUGCUCCUGAUCACCGGAGUCCUGGUCCUCAUCACUCUGCUACCCAUGAUCCCCCAGGCUGGGAAACAACACAUCUACGAUUUCUUUGAUGUGUUCGGUCGCCUUGCGUCUUGGAGCUACAAGAAUAUUGGCCAUCUGCCUGUGGUCCAGCUGGUCCAUCUGCAUGCAGGUGUCUACUCUCUGUUCCACCGCUUGUAUGGGAUGUUUCCCUGUAACUUCAUCUACUAUCUGAGGCUGCACUACAGCAUGAAAGAGAAUCUGGACACGUUUCAGGAAGUGGUAAAACCAAUGUUGGAGCAUGUACGGGUUCACCCAGAGCUGGUCACAGGGACUCAAGACUACGAACUGGACCCGUCCAGGUGGAGGCGUUAUGAGGUCCAUGACAUCAUCAUCGAGUGCUCCAGGGUUUCUCUGGAUCCUCUGGAGUCUUCUUGUGAGGAAGACAUGAACUCCUGGUCCUCCACCUCGCUCAGACCUCCCCCCGUAUGCUCCCCCCUCCCUCAUUUGGACUUCUCCUCGUGUUCUCCGUUCACGGUGGCGGUCAGCAGCUCAGAAGUGUCAGCGUCCCUGAGCGGACGCCCGCUUCCGCACGCGCUCAGUUCGUCCUGCACUCAGCUUGAUGAUCUCACAUGGAGCCCCUCCUCCCACUGUGGACUGUCCACGCCCCCUCCUGACCCUGCUGGCCUCACCCCGUCGCUCAGCAGGACCGCUUCCGUCUCAGGUGUGAAAUGUCCCACGGCUGUCGCCGUCCCUCUGACCCCCACAAACGGAGACAGCCAGCAGCUGGACAGCAGCAGCCAGGUCAAACAGCCAAUUAUAGUAGAGCAAGAGGCGGGUUCCAGUGAUGUCAUAAACAGAGAUUUUAAACCAGCAGAGACUCGUCUGCCCUCAACUACCCCCAGCACCCCCUCCCAACCCCUCACACUCACCUCCACCCCCAGUCGGGAUGAGUCUUCCCCAACCCUCUCCCAGCCUGCAUGUUCUUUUCCCCUCUUUUUAACCCCCCCUCCCUUAUGCUCACGCACCUGUAAUCCAGGAGUGGUCUCUCUAUUAAGCUCCACCCAUUCUACGGAUUGCCCCGCCCCUCCAUAUGAAUCUCUGUUUGAGCUCACAUUGCCACAAGUCGCCAAACAGUUCAUCAGGAAGAAGACCGAGAAGGCGCUGCAGAGCGCCACAGGUGAGCAGGAGAACGACAGAGAGGAGGAGACGGUGUCCAUCUCUCCUCUGAAGGCUUUGGACCAGAUGAUCAUGUACGGGUCUGAGGCCCAUGAAAGCCUCAGCAGGAGGUGGGCUGCAGGAAACAAGCUUGUGGAUCGGAGUAACUAUGGAGGUAAACAGCAGAGCAUGAAAACCAAAGGCCCCGCCUCCGGGGAGGAGUCUCAGUCCCUGAGGAGUCAGCUGCUGUUGGUUCACAGCCAGCUCCAGUACGAGCGCUUCAAGCGCCAGCAGCACGCCAUCAGAAACCGUCGUCUGCUCCGCAGAGUCAUCAACACCACAGUGCUGGAGGAACACAGUGUUGCCAUGAAGGCGCAGCUGGGCGUUCAGGACGAGGAGAUUCGCUCUCUGAAGUCCAGUCUGGGCGAAGAACAAAGGCGGAAUGCAGACCUGCAGCAGGAAAUGCGCAUGCAAACGGACCGUCUGCAGGCACAAGUCCAGCAGCAGCUGCAGCGGCAGCAGGAGGAGCAGCGGGAAAACCAUAGACUGCAGGGGGAGCUUCAGGAGAGUCAGAGCAAGCUCAGGAACCUGGAGGCGGAGCUUCAGAGCGCUAGUAACGAGGCCUACAACGCCGAGCAUCAGCUGACCCAGCUGUCACUGAAGCUGUGCAGCAGUGAACAGCUGCAGCAGCAGAUCUUCCUCCUCAACCAGCAGCUUCUGCUCCUGAGAGAAACCAACCGAGCUCUGAGCCAGCAGCUGGAGGACAGAGGCGCGCGCAACUGGACCGAGGUGUCCAUGCUGCAGUGCAGUGCAGGGAAAGAGUUCCAAAGGCUCAAGGACAGCGACAUCCAGCAGAGACAGAAGCUGGAAGCAGCCAAUCACAGGAUAGCAGAGUUGGAGAACCAGCUGUCCAAGAAAGAACAGCUGAUCCUGGAUCAGAAGAAGCUCAUGGAGGACACCAAAAACCAGAGCAGGAUGGAGCUGUUGGCCUCUGAGAGCCGCUGUGAGGGUCUGAGGAGAGUCACCCAAGCUCUGCAGAUGGAGAUGCUUCACCUGUACGGCCUGAUCCACCUGGAACCACACGGGGGCUGCGACACUCAGAGGCCCAACAGCAGCUCCAGCCGUUCAUCCGUCCCUCAGGCCUCCUCUUCCUCCGCCGUCAGCAUCAUAAAUGGUGCAGUUGAGGCUCUAUCUACCUCGCCCCUGCACCUUCCCUCCUGCUCCUCUUCGCCGCCGCUCUCUCUGUCCCCCAUCGACUCCCCCUUGACCGUCGGGUCUUUUCUGGAGCAGCGAGCACGAGAGCUUUUCAGGCCAGCCAAUCAGGGCCAAGAAGAAGAGGAAAAGGAGGCAGAUGAAGAAGAGGAAGAAGCCCAGCUAGCAAGCCCACCUCUAGGUCAGGAGGCAGAGGAAGCCACUCCCCUCACUGAAGGUCCACAGGAGGAGCCUGCUGCUCCCGACUCGACACUCGCCGCCCCACAGAGGAGACUUGGCAUCAUGGAUUACGAUCAGUCACUGCCUGAAUUCUGAAAGAUGGGCGGAGCCAGCUGGAAGGGGACUCCCCAGUCAGUCAGGUUUAUUUCAUAGACACAAACACUAGUUUGAAUGUAAUCAGAAGCUGCUACAUGAAUCUGAUCCUGAGUGGGGCUCCCACUGCUGCUGCAGCAUCCUUCCAAACCGGCAUCGGUGCUUCACGUUUGGUUCCUUUCAAACACUUUAUGGGAUACAGAGCCACACACCAGUUUCUUAAAUUGUUUAUGAAUCUCUUUUUUUUCCUGAUCUAAGAGUCACCUUAGAGGAUGUGGCGUGAGGUCAUGGAGGAAACGCUUUUAAGAUUUUGUCUUCAGAUGAAAUGGAAACGGUGAGACGGAUUGUGUUGAUCUGCUAAUCAUGGGAUAAGCUAGACAAACCAAAGAUUUGUUGCUGCUGAGAUGCAACUGGACACAGCUGUGUUGUUGAUGCCAUUCUGAAUCAAGUAACUGUGAAUUCAAGCAAUAAAGGAUCUGAAAUCUCUCUGUU
This is a messenger RNA of Oryzias latipes (Japanese medaka), 3724 nucleotides long. Lineage: Eukaryota; Metazoa; Chordata; Actinopteri; Beloniformes; Adrianichthyidae. The record is from RefSeq and is a predicted model, not a curated record.